Molecule: messenger RNA, 1023 nt
Organism: Indicator indicator
Lineage: Eukaryota; Metazoa; Chordata; Aves; Piciformes; Indicatoridae
Gene: NHERF1
Product: NHERF family PDZ scaffold protein 1
Exons: 6
Coding region: 1-1023 (340 amino acids)
Biological process (GO): protein localization to plasma membrane
Cellular component (GO): apical plasma membrane
Molecular function (GO): signaling receptor binding; protein-membrane adaptor activity
Source: RefSeq, a predicted model, not a curated record
AUGAGCAGCAACGCGGGCCCCGCGGCGCGGCUGUGCCGCCUAGAGCGGGGGCCGGACGGGUACGGCUUCCACCUGCACGGCGAGAAGGGCAAGCCGGGCCAGUUUAUCCGGCUGGUAGAGGCGGGCUCACCGGCCGAGCGCUCGGGGCUGCGGGCCGGGGACCGGCUGCUGGAGGUGGAUGGAGAGAACGUGGAGCGGGAGAGCCAUCAGCAGGUGGUGGAGCGGAUCCGUGCCGCCGCCGGGGCUGUCAGUCUCCUUGUCGUGGACUCGGCGGCCGAUGAGCAGCUGCAGAAGCGGAGUGGGACGAGUAGUGAGCCUCCCGUCAACUGUGGGCAGGCGACCCCGGAGCCGGCGGAGCCCGCGGUGCGGGAGUCCAGCAGCAGUGGCGGCGGCGACCAGCGGGAGGAGCUGCGGCCUCGGCUGUGCCGCAUGAGGAAGGGUCCCAAUGGCUACGGCUUCAACCUGCACAGUGACAAAUCACGCCCAGGGCAGUACGUGCGCGCCGUGGACCCCGACUCGCCGGCUGAGGCCGCAGGGCUGGCCCCCCAGGACCGCAUCGUUGAGGUGAACGGGGUGUGCAUGGAGGGCAAGCAGCACUCCGACGUGGUGGCAGCCAUCAAGGCAGGUGGUGAUGAGACCAGGCUGCUGGUGGUGGACGUCCUUACAGAUGAGUUCUUCAAGAAGUGCAAGGUGGUGCCCUCGGAGGAGCACCUUUCAGGCCCCUUGCCAGAACCAGUUGCCAAUGGUGAAAUAGGGAAGGAAAAUGGCAGAGAGCCACAGUGCAACUCCAUGUCUGAGAGCCCAUCCAGCCCCCAGCCGCUGACUGUGUCCCCCGAAUCCGGCGAGACCCAGACUGAGCCUGAUCAACAGGAGGGUGACAAGCGCCACUCAGCAUCCGGCUCCCUUCUGGACCUCGACAUCCCGCUGGCGGUGGCCAAGGAGCGGGCACACCAGAAGCGCACCAGCAAACGAGCACCCCAGAUGGACUGGAGCAAGAAAAAUGAACUGUUCAGCAACCUGUGA